AGUUAGUGAGCAUGAGAGCGGGCACUGCGAACUGCUGGAGCUGCGCAUACACAUAUACAUGCUGCUGCCGACUGAGGUCAUCUAGUUCCUGAUAGUGGCUCACCAUAAGAGACGGACAGCCUAAUGACUAGACCUCAGGAGCAUUAUGGAUUUGACUAAUAUGGGUAUGAUACAGCUGCAGAACCCCAACCACCCCACGGGGCUUCUGCUUAAAGCCAACCAAAUGAGAUUGUCGGGGACCCUUUGUGAUGUAGUGAUAAUGGUUGACUCUCAAGAGUUUCAUGCCCAUAGGACAGUUUUAGCUUGUACGAGUAAAAUGUUUGAGAUUCUGUUCCAUCGAAGUAGCCAGCAUUACACAUUGGACUUUUUGUCACCAAAGACCUUUCAACAAAUUUUGGAAUAUGCUUACACUGCCACUCUGCAGGCAAAGGUGGAGGAUUUGGAUGAUCUGCUGUAUGCAGCAGAAAUACUAGAAAUUGAGUAUUUGGAAGAGCAAUGUCUCAAGAUCUUGGAGACCAUCCAAGCUUCUGAAGAGAAUGAUGGAGAACUUUGCUCAGGAGAUAGGUCCAUGGAAGAUGAAGAAGAUAGGAAGGCGAGGUUCAUUAAAAAUAUGUUGAACACAAAGCAUUCCAGUGAAGAGAGUGGCUAUGCUAGCUUGGGAAACCAGAGUUUGGUGGAUCAGAGUCCAUCAGUGUCAACAUCUUAUGGACUUUCAGGCAUGAGCCCUACAAAAGCUGCUGUAGAUAGCUUGAUGACCAUUGGCCAGUCAUUGCUCCAAGGGGCAUUGCAACAAAAUGCACUAGACUUGCACUCCACAAAUAGGCUCCAAGGUGUCUCUGAGGUGAAGACAGAGGUUAUGCAGGUUGAUGAGGUCACCAACCAGAACAGUCCAACAAAUGAGUCCAGUAUCUCUGGUGGGGACAAAUCUGAUGACAAAAGUAAAGAGAGCCCUGGAACUCCAACUCGCAGCAGUGUUAUCACGAGUGCUCGAGACCUUCAUAUUGGUCGUGACGAGAGUGCUCCUGACCAAGCACCUGAGUUAGGUCAAAGCUUUCAACUUGCGGCAGAACAUGCUAUGUCCCAAGCAGAGAAACCUCUUAGUGUCUUCUCUGCAUUCCCAAAUCACAAGGGAGACUCUAUGAUCGGUGUGCCAACCUCCAUGGCGUCUGCCCUUCACAUGCAGCCAGCACUGGCGGUAUCCAUGGACUUCAGUGCAUAUGGAGGACUUCUUCCACAAGGCUUCAUUCAGAGGGAGCUGUUCAAUAAAUUGGGUGAAAUUGCAGCUGGAAUGAAGAAUGAUGUUCGAAAUCUCACUGAACGAUGCAGUGUUUGUGGGGCAAAUCUUCCAGAUAAUGACUCAAUUGAACAUCACAGGAAGCUGCACAGUGGAAUGAAGACCUACGGAUGUGAGUUGUGCGGAAAGAGAUUCCUGGACAGUUUGAGACUUCGAAUGCACUUGUUGGCCCAUUCAGCUGGGGCCAAGGCGUUUGUGUGUGAACAGUGCGGUGCACAGUUCUCCAAGGAAGAUACGUACGAAGCUCAUCGGCAGACGCACACAGGAUCCGAUAUGGCUGUGUUCUGCCUCCUCUGUGGGAAGCGCUUUCAGACUCAAACUGCUCUGCAACAGCACAUGGAAGUGCAUGCUGGGGUGCGGAGCUAUAUCUGCAGCGAGUGCAACAGAACUUUCCCCAGCCACACCGCACUCAAACGGCACCUUCGCUCACACACUGGCGAUCACCCGUACGAGUGUGAAUUCUGUGGCAGCUGCUUCCGAGAUGAGAGUACAUUGAAAGGCCACAAGCGUAUUCACACGGGUGAGAAGCCCUAUGAAUGUAAUGGUUGUGGAAAGAAAUUCAGCCUUAAACAUCAGCUGGAAACGCACUAUAGGGUUCACACAGGUGAAAAACCAUUUGAAUGCAAGCUGUGCCACCAGCGUUCUAGAGAUUACUCAGCCAUGAUCAAACAUCUCCGAACUCACAACGGCGCCUCCCCGUACCAGUGUACCAUCUGCUUGGAGUACUGCCCCAGUCUGUCUGCUAUGCAGAAGCACAUGAAGAGCCACAAACCUGAGGAUAUCCCAGCUGACUGGAGAAUCGAGAAGACCUACUUAUAUUUGUGUUAUGUGUAGUAGGACAAGACAAGAAUGUGGUUAUAGAGGAGAUGGUGAUAUGAGGAAGGCCAAGCAAUAUAUAGAUUUAUAAAACCCACCAUAAAGCAAAAACCAAACACAUCCACCUUGUUUGGCUUUUUAAUAGCCAUUUGUGGGUUUUUUGACAGGAGCAAAUCAGAGUGGCAUGACACUUGAUCACCCGCAUCAUUUGAUGAACUUAAACGUCAAUUUGGCACUUAAAAUAUGUUUUUGCCCAUUUUGUUCCUGUAUCACAAUCACAUGGAUGCCAGAUAUGUUACUUCUCCAUUUGACCCUAUAGAGUACUAUGCCAAUGACCACAUCAUAUAGGUGGGGCAGCAAUUGGAGUUAAAGACCCAUAACUUACCUUGCUUAGUUGAUUCUUAAAUAUCUGUGGACAUUGCAGUUCAUGGGGGAGGAUGCCCAAUCUACCCAAAUGUUACUUUUCAUCUAUGACCUGUUUGCAUUUUAUGUCCCAAAAAAGGACCUUUGCUGCCCCCCCCCCCUAAACUUCAGUCAAUGGUUAGCAUGAUUAUCCAUAAACAGAACCCCUAAAAAAAAAAGACUUAUUUAACCAUUAUAGGCUCAGUUCUGACUAAUCCAAGUAUAUUGGAUUGGAGAAACACAUUUUGUCCCUGCUUUUCCAGACCACUCUUUAAAGCAUUGAAGUUUUGUGGAGACACCUAGAUGGAAAUUCCAUUCAGUAUGGACUAUAAAAACGUAUAAUUUAGUUUAAAUAUAUACUGAGAAUUUUGGAUUUCAUUUGUAGUCUCUGAAUCUUCACUUCAGGCAAUGAUGUGUAUUAUUGGAAGAUGGUCACUACUGUUUUAGUGACAAGAAAGAUACUGUAGAUCAUCUAGAUGUAGAAGAUGUUAAGCAUCUUCAAAAUAUCUUUCCUAAAUUGAGUGGUGGAUUGCACUUGCAUAUAAUAGCAAGUAAUACGACUAAAAGCACUGUCAUUUUAUUUCUCUUUCCCUCAGAUUCCUAGUUUUUAAGACAUAAAGUCUAAAGGAUUGUUGCUGUAGAUGAUAGCAACCAAGAUGGGCCUAGUUAUAUGAAAAUAGCUCAUAUAUAAACCUUGUAAAGUUGCAUCAACUAAUAUAGGCCUUGUUCUCACUUUUGUCAAUUGGCACAUCAACCAAGCUAUGUCUACCUGGGUUCUUUUAUCUGGGGCUGACUAAUUGGUGCUUUCUUAGCCUACCAAUAUUUUAGCCACUUUUCAAUCUCCAAAUAAAUGGAUGUGUUUGGUUAGUUUGCUCAUAUUGCAUCCCUGUACAUCUGCAAAAAAAAAUCCCUGUAUCCUCUUGUGAACUCAAUAUGAUAUCGAGGCCAAGACUUUUUGCUAGGGAGGCUUUUUUUGUUUUUCAUUGGGAUUCUGACUUAUGUUACUAUGUUUAGCACAAGCUACUUGAAUUAUUUUUUUUUUUCUUUAAUGACCUCAAGCAUUUUGUUGCCCAACUUAAAGGCCCUUUGAGAGACACAUUGAAAAGAAAGAACGUGCCAAAUAUAAAAGGGGCAAAGAUAGUUUUUGUUUUACCAAAUGUGGUAUUCAGUUUUAAGUUGACACGGCCUGUAUGCAUUAUGCUCGGUCUGUUCAUUAUUUUUUUUUUUUUUUCAUAAAAGCUACCUCUUACUUAUUUACUGCCAGAGGAGCUUGCAAGGCUUUGCAAGGAAAUGAAUUGCAGUCUCUUCUGGCAGUGAAAUGGUUAAUUAUAUAUAUUAUUUUUCAAUUAAAAAAAACAAAACACGGUUUUGUGUUAAUUUUAUGUUAUGCUUAAUGGUAUCAUUAUUUUCAUCUCAUUAUAAUUCAGCUGCAUUUCUAUUGAAAUAUAAGAGGUAUAGGUGAUAAUUUUUGUAGGUAGCUUUGAUGGGGAGUCAAAGAAAUUGUACUUAGUUUAUGACAAGCAAGUCUGCUUUGCUGGACACUUGUGUGGAAAGGGUUACAGAACUGCUUCUGCCAUUUAUUUCUGUCAGGUGAAUCCGCAGACUUUUGUGAGUAACUUGGCUCCAGAGUUGUUAGUCUUUUUAAUAUAGCUCUGAAGGCUCAGGGGAGGGAUUGAAGUAUCUGUGGUUUAAACUUGAAUUUGUGAAUAGAAAGUUAGCUUUUUUUUGUUAUUGUUUUGUUUUGACUCAUAAUGUGAAGUUGAUAAAAGUAUUAAAUCUCUUGGCAAAUAUAUAUAUAUAUUUUCGCAGUAUGUACCUAUGUAGAUUUGUGCUUUAACAGGUUUCACCUGGCCAAAAUAUUCAAGAGAUUAGUUUAAGAAAAAUUGGGGCACAACAGAUUCAAGGGGGGAAGGGAUACAAUCUUAUUCCACAAAAGCAUUUUUUUUCUCUUCCCCAACACACCUGUAAAAUAUAAAAAAUAUAUAUAUAUAUCUUCCUGAAGUAUAACAAUAAAUCACUGAAUACUAAAAAUGGGAAAACAAGAUAUUCGCAAAGUUGUGAUAUUUUUGUAAUAUUUGUUAGUCUUUUUGUCAGUUUGGGCCUAUAUAUAUAUAUAUAUAUUUUUUUUUUCUUUGUAAUGUGAAAAGGAUUCUGUGUGUGUGUGAAUACACGUAUGGCCGUAAUGUACCCUGCGUGUUAAAAGUGUAAUGAAAAAAAUCAUACAGUAUUGUGCAUAAUAAGAGAAUCUGCUUCGGGUUGGCACGAAGAUGAGACUUUUUUUUGCUAGUGGUUUUCGUCUAAAGAACUUUUCCCCUCUUGUGAUCACUAUUGCAUAUACCUAUUUGAUAAUCUCCAUGUCAUUUUCUUACGAGCAUUAUACUUUGGUCUUGAAACUGAUUUGACUUCCUUCAGUUGGUAAAGUUAGUGCUGGAGGAAAACCAAACAAAAAAUACACAAAAAACAGAAGUAAGCUUAGCUAUAAGCAGAGUAUGUACCUUUUGAGUACACAUUUAAUAUCCCCUUGAAAAGUAUAAAAAAUAUUUACUUUAUAUUUUUAUUUUUUAAGAGAGAGAGGAGCAGAUAUUUUUUUUUCUUCAAUUAAAAUUUAAAUGAUAAAGAAAUAAAUUAAAAAGUUACUUAUAACCACAAACCACAGUGCAACAUGUCCAGAUUUCCGUGCCAUACCUGACGUAAGUUGUUGGAGAAAAUGCUUAUUUAUCUCUGUGCCUAAGUUUUUUUGUAUUAAAAAAAAAAUGAAGAAAAAUGUAUUAAAAAAAAAAAAUGCAGGAAAUCCGUGUCCAGCUACAAAAAGUAUAUAUAAAACUGAUGCAGUUUAUCACAAUUGUUCUGACUGUAACAGAGCAGCGUGCUUUGGAUAAAGAACCAGGGGUGGCUAUCUUACUAGAAUAUUUUGGAUUCCUGUAAUUGAAAUGUCUGGUUUUAUAGCUAGUAUUCGGAAAUAUUUUAAUAUGUUUUUCAUAACCACAAACUUAUUUAACGAAACACAACUUUUUUUUUUUCAAUUGGCAAUUGAGUUAAAGUUUACAUUAGACGAGCAAAAAGCUCGAAGGAACCUGUUUACAAAUAGGUCACAAUUGUACCUUUUUUAACAAUAAAAUCAUUAAAAUUGACUCUCAUAUUAACGGUUUUUAUUAUUAUUUUUUAAUGCUUAUCCUUUAGUAAAGUAACUUUCCCUACAAAUUCUGAGUAAUUGGGGAAAUAUCUAAUGCUGUAAGGCAUAACGCUCUGCUGAUUUGCAUCAAGCCUCUUAAGUCAUACAGCCAUCCCUGGGGGACAAUCCAAAGGAGUCAGUCUGUUCCAUAGUCCAUGUUUGUACCCAUGUUGUGUUUUGCAUGUUCUCUGUAAGAGGCCUGGUUAAACAGCAUAAUAAUCUGUCCAUAUUUGUAUAUGUGUAUUGUAGCAUUACGGACCAACUGCCCUGAGGGACCCAGCAAUUGACAACUUUUUGUUCACCUCCUGUUUUUUUUUUUUUUUUUAUAUUUAUUUGUAUUUUUUUUAUUCCCCCUUAUUUUUUCUGUAGCCCCUGUAAUAACAGCACAAGUGCCAGUUGCAAACUCUGUCAAAAGAAACAAAGACGAAGAAAUUAAUUGUACUGAAAAAAAUAAAAUAAAAAGGAAUAUAGUGUUUUAUGAAUGGAUAUUAACUCCUUUGUUGCCGUCAGUUCUAGCAACAUCUUCCUAGACCUUCCGGCAAAUAAGAAGUUAAUUGUUAUCUACCUCAGCACCCUCUGCAUAAUUUUAAGGGUGCCCACUGGUUACGUUGCCUAAUGUCUUUAUUUUGUUCUCCUUUUUUUCCUCUUUUUUUCCCCUCCUUUUUUCUUUCCUUUUUUCAACGGCAGCUCAUAGAAAAUUGAGACAAAUUGGACAGAGCUAAUUUUAUGUUGUAUAGGGAUUCUCUAGAAGUUUGUAUUAUCUAGAAAACUAGGAUAUUCCACCGCUUGAGAUACCAUAGUUAUGAGAUCUAUUUCUUUAAAGGCUUCUCUGUUUCUUCUCUGCCAGAACAAAAAAAAGUAUGUGCUAUAAUUCAUAGCCCAAAAUAAUUUGACAACAAAAUAAAUUGCCAAAUUUGGUAUUUCUUCUGUUAUGUGUGAUCAGUCCACGGGUCAUCAUUACU
Molecule: messenger RNA, 6646 nt
Organism: Bombina bombina (fire-bellied toad)
Lineage: Eukaryota; Metazoa; Chordata; Amphibia; Anura; Bombinatoridae
Gene: ZBTB16
Product: zinc finger and BTB domain containing 16
Exons: 7
Coding region: 146-2128 (660 amino acids)
Biological process (GO): negative regulation of transcription by RNA polymerase II; regulation of cytokine production; regulation of immune system process
Molecular function (GO): protein binding
Source: RefSeq, a predicted model, not a curated record